This is a messenger RNA of Penicillium lagena, 819 nucleotides long. RefSeq names its product DNA replication protein PSF2 (gene psf2). Gene Ontology annotation, cellular component: GINS complex; nucleus. Bases 1 to 819 code for a protein of 272 amino acids. The transcript is spliced from 3 exons. Lineage: Eukaryota; Fungi; Ascomycota; Eurotiomycetes; Eurotiales; Aspergillaceae. The record is from RefSeq and is a predicted model, not a curated record. Gene Ontology annotation, biological process: double-strand break repair via break-induced replication; DNA replication.
AUGGCCUUCCCCCAUCCGCGGGGCAUCAUCCCGUCCGAGAUCGCCUUUCUCGCGGAGAUGGAGAUGGUGACCGUGGUGCCUCGGCAGCGCCUGGAGGGCCUCGAGUUACUCGGGGGCCCCAUCGAGCCGCUCGUCCCACCCCGACGCGCCUCUCUCCCGCUCUGGCUCGCCCUCCUCCUCAAACGCCAACGCCGCGCCAACAUCAUCCCACCUGCAUGGCUACACCCUGAUCCCUUGGGUCUGAUCCUCGAAGUCGAGUCCCAGCACCAAGACUACAAGAACGCGUUCUCGCCGCCUCCCCCGCUGCCGGGCCAACCUAGCGUGCACGAUCGGGCCGCGCUGGAACCCAUUGCUCGGCCGCAGUAUACCCCCGACGGAGACAGAUACUACCCGUCGCCGCCUUUUCUGGCCCAGAACACGGCGCAAGCGAGCACGUCUGCGCGGGAUAUGCCCGCGUUGCCGUUUCAUUGGGUCGAGGUUGGGAAUAUGCUCCUCGACGCAGCGAGUGAUGAUCUCGUGGAUCCGGAUCAAACCCGGAGGUUGUUGAAGGAUCUGCGCGAGGUGCGCAUGGCUAAGAUGAGGUCUGGGGUUGAUGUUUUGGAUGCGGCUGCUACCGGUGGUGGAGGCGUUGCGCUUACGGGUGUCGGGGCUAUGGAGGUGGCAGAGGAGAGAGGGUUUGUGGCUGGAGUGGUGAAUGGUCUUCGGAAAAUCGGAGCGUCGAAAGAACAAGCCCGUAGGGAGCAGAUGGCGGAGCAGAGAGCCAACGGUGGCUACGAUGGUACUCAAGACGACGAGGAGGAGGAUUACAUGGAGUUCUAG